This is a messenger RNA of Drosophila mauritiana, 1019 nucleotides long. It is a transcript of the gene THG, whose product is annotated as probable tRNA(His) guanylyltransferase. Gene Ontology annotation, biological process: tRNA modification. The record is from RefSeq and is a predicted model, not a curated record. The transcript is spliced from 2 exons. Lineage: Eukaryota; Metazoa; Arthropoda; Insecta; Diptera; Drosophilidae. Gene Ontology annotation, molecular function: magnesium ion binding; tRNA guanylyltransferase activity. Bases 56 to 997 code for a protein of 313 amino acids.
GAAAAGAGCAAUCAGCUGUUGACAACUCAUGCCUUUCUUAACAUCAACAUUUUAAAUGCGUUUGCUUGGAACUUUGAAUAAAUUUGGUAAAUUAUUGAAUUAUUCCCUUGCCCGGAAUUUCCCAAAACGCAGCAUGGCCUGCAGCAGAUUCGAGUACGUUAAAUCCUUUGAGCAGGACGACAGCAUACUGCCCAAUGUGUGGAUAGUCAUACGAAUAGACGGCAAAAAGUUCCACAAGUUCUCCAAGACACACGAUUUUGAAAAGCCCAACGAUGAAAAUGCUCUCAAUGUGAUGAAUGCUGCUGCAACGGCGGUGAUGCAGGAGUUUCGGGACAUUGUCCUGGCUUAUGGUCAAAGUGAUGAGUACUCCUUUGUUUUUCGCAAAGAGACGGUAGCCUUCAAGCGACGAUCCGCCAAACUGCUCACCUACGUCACCAGUUUGUUCUCCUCGAGCUAUGUGAUGCAAUGGGCCAAGUGGAUGAAUCUGCCAUUGGCCUAUGCCCCCUGUUUCGAUGGUCGCGUUGUUCUGUAUCCUUCGGAGCAGAAUCUAAAGGACUAUCUGAGCUGGCGGCAGGCCGAUGUGCAUGUGAACAACCUGUACAACACCGCCUUUUGGAAACUAGUUUUGGAAAAGGGCCUGACAAACCAGCAAGCCGAAGCGAAACUCCGUGGAACCUUUUCGGCGGACAAAAAUGAGUUGCUCUUCCAGGAAUUCGGGAUAAAUUACAACAAUCUGCCAGCAAUGUACAGAAAGGGAACGAUUCUGCUUAGAAAGCGAGUGAUAUUGGGUGAAAAGAGCAGGCAGGCCGUGGUGCCGCUGCACGAGGAUCUAAUAUCUUCGCAGUUCUGGAAAGAACACACCGAAAUAUUGGGAAAAUAUGUGCCUGGCACUUACAACGCACCACAAACACUGCCCCGAUUGGUGGAGAUGCAACUAAAUGGCAAGGAACUGGACGAUGAGGCGGAGGAGCCACAAAAUCUGGCCGGUACCAGCUGAUAAAAUAUGGAAUAGUCUUGAU